This is a messenger RNA of Penicillium riverlandense, 417 nucleotides long. Its product is annotated as huntingtin-interacting protein K. Lineage: Eukaryota; Fungi; Ascomycota; Eurotiomycetes; Eurotiales; Aspergillaceae. The transcript is spliced from 2 exons. The coding region runs from base 1 to 417 and encodes 138 amino acids. The record is from RefSeq and is a predicted model, not a curated record. Gene Ontology annotation, biological process: negative regulation of apoptotic process; protein stabilization.
AUGUCCGAUUCCAUUCCAUCUGCCACCGCCGACCCUGAUGCAACGGACCAAACCCUCCCCGCUAACGCGGAGGACCGCAAAGCUGCUGCGGCGCUGAACUCGCUCAACACCAAUGAGUUGGGCACCGAUGGCGGCCCCGCUAAGCCGCCAGCGGGGACAGAUCAAAAGGCUCUGGGGGAGGCGAUGAGUCGACUAGAGAUUGCCGCGGGACAGGGUCCCGCAAAGAAGGGCACGAAUGAAGCACAGAAGAAGGAGACCGUGCCGAAGAAGACGGUCAAGGUUGCGGCAGAUGAUGUGACGCUUCUGGUUGAUCAGCUUGAUCUAAAUAAGGUUAAGGCGACGGAGUUGCUGAAGGCGCAUGAUGGAGAUGCCGCGAAGGCGAUGCUGGCUUUUGUCUCGCCUUCGGUCCGGGUGUGA